CACUGACUUAAGGUUUUUAAAACUUCUUGUUCCGGCUUUCAAUGAUGAAAGGUUCUCCGGUGAUGUUAGCUUUAGCUGUAAUAGCAAUAUACCUUCUUGUGGGUGCUUUUCCUGCAACUUCUGCAUUAGUUCCUCAUGGUGAUGAGAAGAGUUCAUGGCAUGUUGACUGUAUACAUGGCUUGACAAGGAUACUUGGAAGAAAAGAAGGUAACUUUGGAUGUCAAAAUAUCAUUGUUAGCAAGAAAAUAGUGCCCACUCGGAGCCUAAAAGUAACGAGCAAAUCCCCGCCUCCACCACCCACUAAGAAUACGGCAACAUCACUGGGUGCUACCGUAUCUCCUCCAGUUGCUGCAUGAUAGCUAUGCUAUUUUUGUAUUCUAUAGAUGGCUUGAUGUUUGUGUGGUCACUGUGGUGAUUCUCAAUAUUUCACGUCUCUAAAUUUUUAGACCUUCUCUUACAAGCUAUGAUGUCUUGGU
Molecule: messenger RNA, 476 nt
Organism: Rosa rugosa (rugosa rose)
Lineage: Eukaryota; Viridiplantae; Streptophyta; Magnoliopsida; Rosales; Rosaceae
Exons: 2
Coding region: 42-356 (104 amino acids)
Source: RefSeq, a predicted model, not a curated record